This is a messenger RNA of Lachancea mirantina, 1380 nucleotides long. NCBI's taxonomy places the organism in Eukaryota, Fungi, Ascomycota, Saccharomycetes, Saccharomycetales, Saccharomycetaceae. The record is from the annotation of a GenBank genome assembly.
AUGAGCCUGUACGAGUAUAAACACGGAAUCAUCAACAAGGAUCUCGCAGCUGGAGCAGAGUCAGGAGCGCGUCGACAGUUCCCAACGUUGGAGGCAUGGUACGAUGUGGUCAACGAUUACGAGUUUCAGGCGCGAUGCCCGGUUAUUUUGAAGAAUUCGCAUCGGAACAAGCAUUUUACGUUUGCGUGCCACUUAAAGACGUGUCCUUUCAAAGUGUUGUUGAGUUACUCGGGCCACCAUAAGGAUGGCAGCGACGACGAAGGCGAGACCCCACCGCCAGAGGGUGUACGUGAGGAGGCGGGACACGGGCACGAGCACGCGGGUCACGAGGGCCACGAAGGUCACGAGGGCCACGAGGGCCAUGAGGGCCACGGACACGAGGAUCACGCCCACGACUCGGUCAAACGUGAGGACCACGAUCGCCACCACGAGCACCAGGCUGGAACGCCUAAGUUCAACGACGAAGUUAGUGCUGCGAUCGCGGCCGCUGUCGCGGCCGUCGCGGACGGGAACCCUCAUGUUGGGUCCGUGCGCGGUCCCUUCACGGUGACCAAGAUCGACCCUUACCACAACCACCCUCUGGAAUCCAAUUUGAGUCUAGCUAAGUUCGUGCUGACCAAGAUCCCACGUAUUUUGCAAAACGAUCUCAAAUUCGAUUCCAUCCUUGAAUCUCUGUGCAACGACGACGACAACACGGUCGCCAAGUUCCGCGUCUCGCAAUACGUUGAAGAAUCCGGAAUUCUCGACAUUCUCAAGGAACGGUACGGACUUUCUGACGCAGAUCUCGAUAAAACGCUGCUUUCGCACAUCGCACGUAGAAUCACCACUUACAAGGCCCGUUUCGUGCUGAAAAAAAAGAAAGCCGGCUCUUACGGCGUCCCCAGCAGUCCAAUGUCCGCUGCUGCGGCAGCAGCAGCGGCAAUCAGCGCCAACGGAAGCCAUUCGCCCAUGGGAGGACUUCUUCACCAUGACGUCAAGAAAAGAGGCUUGCAAGACCUCAAGGACGAACAUCACCCCCAUGACGAAGAACUCGAAGGCCGGAAACGGUCCCGCGCCAACAAGAUCUCUACUGCGGUCAAAAUGGGCACCCGUUCGUCUUUGGUCAGCGACCCGGCUCUCGGAUCUCUCGAGGACGCCCACGACGCGGACGACAACAAACUACCGCAAGACGUUGCUGAACAAUUGCGUUUAUUGAGUUCCCAUUUGAAAGAAGUCGAACAACAGCAGGAACAACAACAACAGCAACAGCAGGAACACCACCACAACCAGCAACAACACCACAACUCGCACGACCAGCAACUCCAGCACCAUCUUCACAAGAACGGCGUCAAAGAGGACAUCACGGACGAGAAUAUCCAGCCUGAACUGCGUGGUCAGUAA